AUGCAAGCCCACGAAGAUGCCUUGGCACUACUCACGGGUAGUGCGGUAAAGACCACUGAGACGGGAAUGGAGCAUCUUUUGAGUGUAUACGGCGCCCAAGAGAUCUGCGAGCUAGCAAACGAGACGUGCCCUACAACCCAGCGUAAAACGAUACUGGAUGAACUCGCGGAGAUUCUACAUCUGCGUGGUCGGUUACAACAGAUGGGUGCUGCUUUCUCUGACAAUGGAGAGCUUCUCACUUACGGCAACCCAUACGCGUCCACGGAGUUCCAGACCAUGCUACGUCUCGGUCCGAUGUACGAAGAGCAAUGGAACGGUUUCUUCAUCGACAACUAUGAGCCUCCUGAGCACGGAGGUGCCGACAGACAACUAUGGUCUGGCCUGCGCACUCUGAAAAGAGCUCUCCGAAAUGAGGGCAUCGUAUUUGGCCGCGAGCAUCAGCGCUAUUCGUUUGGUAACUCCAGCACAAAGCUUCGAAGACUGUGCUGUGCGUAUGACGAACUGCGAAUUCAAUGGUUGACAAUGAUGCGAUCGAGCCUCCCAGCACUCGGAGACAGACAACUGUACACCCUUCUUGGGGAUUCGUCUGGUGAUGACGAUUCGGAAUCUGGCGACGAUGCGAAGCGAAGUAGAGAUGGUAUCGUCGUUAUAGACGGCGACCAGUCACGCGACAAGGCUGGCCGGCCUCGAAUGCUGCGGCACCGAAGCAGCGGCGUUCCGCAAGCCCUUGGCUGGCGUUUCAGUGACGAUUCGAAGUCACCGCGCCACAAAAAUGACUGGUGGAGGUUCAGCGACGACCUGGAGUCUGUACCGGUGUGGGGAAACAUCGAACGUGCUGACGCAGAGGAUACCCAAGUCGUACCGCAGGCUGUUCCGAUGACAGUAGAUCGCGACGCCAAAGAGGCCACCAACGUUCAACUUGUGUCCAAAGCAGCGGCUUUGCGACCACCAACUCCCCAACCUCUGAUGCUAUACAGCCCAUCGCCAUUGCAACACAUGAACACCCAGCGCACGAUACCUCGAGCGGAACCUAUGCCAAGCCAGAGAGAAGAGAAUGUUGUCAACACCAACGCAAAGCCGAUUUGGGCCCGAGAACUGAGCAAAGAUGAUAGGAAGACUAAGAAGUGGGGCAAAGUUCGCCAUUGGUUCCGACAUGCAUUCAGUCGCAAGUAG
Molecule: messenger RNA, 1173 nt
Organism: Alternaria conjuncta
Lineage: Eukaryota; Fungi; Ascomycota; Dothideomycetes; Pleosporales; Pleosporaceae
Exons: 2
Coding region: 1-1173 (390 amino acids)
Source: RefSeq, a predicted model, not a curated record